AUGGCAUUGGAGAUCAUUGUUUCUGUUGUUCUCUGCGGCGUCGUUGUAUCGACUCCCUCGGCUAAAGCUGUGCGCCACAUGGCUUCGAGCGUGCCGUUCCUCCUUGUUCUCGCACUUUCUCCUGCUACCAUCUUGCUCAUUCUCUUCGCGUACUUUCAGAAAGUCGGCGAUGGGCAACACGCCAAUCGCAUUCGAGCCUUCGUCGCGCAGUCGCAGCAGAAGCACAGCAAGCAGCUACGUGAGAAAGUGCAGGCAAGCGCACGGAUUGAGAAGGCGACGGCGCAGGUCACCUGCAUCAUCUGCCUCGAAGACGUCGAAUCGGGGCAACCCGUGAGAAGACUUCGAUGUGGCCAUCUGUUCCAUCCCGAUUGCAUCUGCAGCUGGUGUUGCCACAAGGGCGACUGGGCAGUGUUGUGCCCCACAUGCAGAGACAGUGAGCCCUUAACUGGAGCUGGGGCAGCAGAUUCAGCGGCAUGA
This is a messenger RNA of Symbiodinium natans, 477 nucleotides long. Lineage: Eukaryota; Dinophyceae; Suessiales; Symbiodiniaceae. The record is from the annotation of a GenBank genome assembly.